GUGGUGUGUCGGUGUACUUUAGUGGAGUGCGUGGUGGUGUGUGUUCUGCGUUGAUGUUGACUUGUUUGCGCGUUUUGUUGAGGCGCCGAAGUUCAAUUGGCGUUGAUCCUGCGCUUCGCAGUUGCCAUGGCUUUGUUUUAGCACGCAGGACAACUGCUUCUAAAGUUCCUGACUCAAGAAUGCGGGUCUUGAAUGUGGCCGAAAAAAACGAUGCCGCUAAGAAUAUCGCAGAACUCUUGUCGCAAGGACGUGUUCAGCGACGCGAAGGACUGUCGAAGUAUAACAAGAUUUACGAGUUUGAUUACAGGAUAUUCAACAGUAUGUGUAGGAUGGUCAUGACGUCCGUGUCGGGACAUUUGUUGAACCUGGAUUUUGUGAGUGGCUACAGAAAAUGGCAUUCUUGUGCUCCAUCAGAGCUUUUUGAUGCUCCGGUUGCAGAGAUAUGCCCCGACCAAAAAUAUGAACUUAUAAAGCAGACACUCGAGAGGGAAGUAAGGUACUGUGAUACGCUUAUCAUAUGGACUGAUUGUGACCGAGAAGGCGAGAACAUUGGAUUUGAGAUCAUUGGCGUCUGCCGGAAAGUGAAGCCAAAUCUGAGAGUGUACAGAGCUCGGUUCUCUGAAAUCACGCCUGCUGCAGUGACACGUGCAGUUGGCAACUUGACUGACCCUGAUCCAAGGCUCAAUGCAGCCGUGUACGUGCGCAGAGAGCUUGAUCUCAGGAUAGGUGCUGCAUUCACUCGGCUGCAAACUCUUCGUCUGAAGCGCGAGUUUCCGCAAGAAUUGGGUGACCGCCUUGUCAGCUACGGUAGCUGUCAAUUUCCUACUCUAGGAUUCGUGGUUGAGAGAUAUAGAGCCAUCCUCAACUUUGUUCCAGAGCCUUUUUGGAAAAUUGAAAUGAACCAUUCAAAGGAUGACAUAAAAGCAGAAUUUUCAUGGAAGCGGCACCGGCUGUUUGACUACCACGUCUGUUUCUUGCUGUAUGAGCGGUGCCUGCAUGGUAAUCCUCUUCAAGCAAAAGUGGUUGAAGUAAAAAGUAAACCAAAGUCAAAAUGGCGGCCACAACCUAUGGACACUGUGGAGCUGGAGAAGCUGGCAUCCAGGAAACUUCGUAUGUCGGCCAAGGACACGAUGCAAGUGGCUGAAAAGCUUUAUACUGAUGGCUUCAUUAGCUACCCACGUACUGAAACCACCAAGUUCCCAGCCGACCUCAACCUGAGGCCUCUUGUGGAAGCCCAAGCACAGGACCCACGUUGGGGAGAUUUUGCGCGUCGUCUGUUGCAAGAUGGUUUGACUCCACGGCAGGGCAACAAAACAGACCAGGCUCAUCCACCUAUUCAUCCAGUCAAAAGCGCCCCUGGCUUGGAGGGCAAUGCUAAAAGAGUGUAUGAGCUUGUGGUGCGCCAUUUCCUUGCCUGCCUUUCUAAGGAUGCCGAAGGAAAGGAGACGACUGUGGAAGCAGAUCUUAAUGGCGAACGUUUCAUUGCCACUGGCCUUGUCAUAUUUGCCCGAAACUAUUUGGAAGUCUACAUAUAUGACAAAUGGAAUGGAAAGGAAAUUCCGAGCUAUCAGGAAGGCGAAUGUUUUGUUCCGGACUCUGUCAAGAUGUCUGAAGGAGAAACAACACCUCCUCCUUUGUUGCGGGAGGCUGAUCUGAUUGCUCUCAUGGAGAAACAUGGCAUAGGCACUGAUGCCACCCAUGCUGAACAUAUUGAGACAGUAAAGAAUCGACUCUACGUGGCUUUGACGGGUGAUGGCUACCUAGUUCCUGGUGAACUCGGAAUGGGAUUGGUUGAAGGUUACGAUUCCAUGGGUCUCGAGAUGUCAAAGCCCCACCUGAGAGCAGAACUAGAAGCUGACCUUAAAAAGAUAUGUGAAGGUGUAAAAAAUGCUAAAGAUGUGUUAAGACAUCAAGUGAAUCUCUACCGGGAUGUCUUUUAUGAUUCAGAACGACAGAUUAAAAAAUUGGGGGAAGCUCUCAAGAGGUACCUGGGCACUGGGCAGCAGAGUUCUUCUCCUCCAGGACCCAGACAAAACAAUGCACGAGCAGGCUCUGUACGGAACAGCAACAACUCUGCUGCUCAACCACAGAAUCGACGAGGAGGCACCACAGGUGGCACUGGUCGUAGAUGUGGCAUUUGCAAUGAAGAAGGACAUGAUCGACGACGCUGUCCACAAAGGCCCCCGUAAGGUGUUAGCUGGAAGCAUGCAGCACACAUUGGACAAAUCUCGUUUUGGGUGAGAGGCUAAUAGCUACUGUAAUAUAAUCUUUACACUGAUUUUAGUGUUGUAUCUUAGAAAAACUACAGAAUUUUUAUCCUGUUACUUACACAGCUUUGAGAAUAAACUCCAAUAUUUAUUCUAC
Molecule: messenger RNA, 2364 nt
Organism: Rhipicephalus sanguineus (brown dog tick)
Lineage: Eukaryota; Metazoa; Arthropoda; Arachnida; Ixodida; Ixodidae
Gene: Top3alpha
Product: DNA topoisomerase 3-alpha
Exons: 19
Coding region: 54-2189 (711 amino acids)
Biological process (GO): DNA topological change
Cellular component (GO): nucleus
Molecular function (GO): DNA topoisomerase type I (single strand cut, ATP-independent) activity; DNA binding; zinc ion binding
Source: RefSeq, a predicted model, not a curated record